This is a messenger RNA of Arxiozyma heterogenica, 906 nucleotides long. It is a transcript of the gene DCI1, whose product is annotated as putative dodecenoyl-CoA isomerase DCI1. The record is from RefSeq and is a predicted model, not a curated record. Bases 1 to 906 code for a protein of 301 amino acids. Gene Ontology annotation, cellular component: peroxisomal matrix. The transcript has a single exon. Gene Ontology annotation, biological process: fatty acid beta-oxidation. Lineage: Eukaryota; Fungi; Ascomycota; Saccharomycetes; Saccharomycetales; Saccharomycetaceae.
AUGUCUGAAACAAUUAAAUUGGAUAUUGAUCAUAAAAAUCAUAUUGGUACAAUAACAUUAAACGAUCCAAAUCAUUUAAAUUCAUUAUCCUUUGAAGAUUUUAUUCAAAUAGGGGAAUAUUUAAACAAAUUAAAUUUGGAUAAUGACCUCUAUAUAACAGUUUUGCAAAGUAGUGGCAAUAGAAUAUUUAGUAGUGGUGGCAAGUUUGAAUCAGUAAUGGAACUUAAAAAUAUUGAUAACACAAAUCAAAUGAAUAGAAUUAGACAAUAUAUUGGUAAUGUCUCUACUCCAACUAUUCAUAUGUUAAACACUUUUAGUUCUCAUAACAAACCGAUCAUUUGUAAUUUGAAUGGACCAGCCAUUGGAUUAAGUGCUUGUUUGGUGUUAUUAUGUGAUCUUAUUAACGUGCACUUACCUAUAGGAUCAGAAGAACAAGGGGAAGAGAGGAAACCUUAUUUAUUAUUUCCUUUCAGUUCACUAGGGUUUGUGGCGGAAGCUGGAAGUUCUAUUAUGUUAUAUAAUAAAUUAAGCAUAAAUAUAGCAAAUGAACAUUUAAUCUUUUCGCUUCCAAUAAGGUAUAAUCAAAUGAAAAAUUUUGGUAUGAUCUGGAAAGAAUAUCAUUACAGAGACGAUUAUGAAAAUAAAAUAGACAAGAAUAACGAUUUGGACGCAACAGAUCAAUUUAAUAAACGCUGUAAAAAUGAUAUAAUAAAAAAUAUCAUAGAAAAUGAUCUAAAUCCAGAAGCCAUAACCGAAAUGAAAAGAAGAGUGAUAUACAAAAUGAAACAAAGAUUGAAAAAAGCAAUAACAGAAGAAAUUAUUAAUACCUUACCUUUAUGGUUGUCUGAUGAACCAAUUUCAAGAUUUGAACAGCUUUCAAACAAGCAACGUAGACAUAAAUUGUGA